AUGGCGAAGGUUGUCAAAUUAUUCGCUUCGUUAUCAACAGCUUUCGCCGCGCUUGCGUCCAUCAACGCACUUUACCUGAUAGCUGGGUUCUGUGAGGAAAUGUCUGUGAUGAUGAAUGUUAUCAGUUUUAUGUGGAUGAACUGCUCAAUGGUGGUGAUCUUGGUUGCGCACAAGCAACCGGCUCAAACCCUAUUCGAGAUCAACAACACUGCUCAAUUAUUGCUUGCUGAUGAAUUUUGUCAAAACUCGAAGGAUG
Molecule: messenger RNA, 256 nt
Organism: Cooperia oncophora
Lineage: Eukaryota; Metazoa; Nematoda; Chromadorea; Rhabditida; Trichostrongylidae
Source: the annotation of a GenBank genome assembly